Molecule: messenger RNA, 1373 nt
Organism: Sebastes umbrosus (honeycomb rockfish)
Lineage: Eukaryota; Metazoa; Chordata; Actinopteri; Perciformes; Sebastidae
Product: leucine-rich repeat extensin-like protein 5
Exons: 5
Coding region: 132-1235 (367 amino acids)
Source: RefSeq, a predicted model, not a curated record
AACUGGAUAUAAAAGAGACACAGAGGGACUGUUCAUAAGGCCAGAGGUUACUUUGAAGUCCAGUUAGUCCCAGUGAGCUGCUUGUCUCAAACCAUAAGCGUCUGAGGAGUACGGGGUGCUGCUUUUCAGCCAUGGCUCUUGGACUCAUUUUGCGAGUUUCCUGGAUUAGUUUUUUGCUGUUUGACCGCAGUGCUGGAAUACCAACUGAGAGAGGGUAUGGAUAUCCAUAUAAGGAGGACUCGCAUAACAUAGGUGAUGAUGGAGAGGAUGAAGCGUUAACCUCUCCGACCUUUGAUGAGAGUGACUGGCAGGCUUCAAAUAACCAACCGACUGGCCCUGUAUACACAAGCUACAACAAACCUGCAGUUGCACAAUGGCCCGGUUCGGUUACAUCUCAGCACAACCCGCCCUACACAGCUAGCGCUCGUGAGGUAGAGAAACUCACUAAUGGUGCGGCAAGAGACUGGGGCUGGGACAACCCUGAGCAACUACUUCUAUUUCCUCUAAACCCCAACUACCAGCCGAGUGAUCCAGCAGAGCCUCAGCCAGGCCAACCUCAGUCAACAUCACUCGGUGUGCCUGCCUCUCCAGCUGGUGGCUCUAUUCUUUCGAGUCCAGCUGGCGCCGAUGAGCCUGCACCAUCCUCCACCUCUCAGGCUGCAGGGUCUCCCAACUCUGAGUCUUGGCAGCCUGUGCCAGUUAGCAGCGGUUAUGGUGUGGCUGACUACCCAAACCAGGACUUAAACUCGGGCUCCACUGGAGGUGGCUCGAGUAGCACUCCUCAUCUCGUCUAUGAGGACGUCUUUCAGUAUCCACCUGAGAAUACUGGGGCUUCCUCCAAUACUGCAGGUGGGUAUAGCCAAGGUUAUCCCAUGAGCAAGGGGUCUUCCACUGCUUCAACACCAGAGGGACCCUCACUCCCCAGUAACCCAACUAAUGAAGGAGCCCAGCCCGUCCAUCCAUCAUCUUCUGGAGGAGAGCCCCUUAACUUGGGUCAAACUGACCACCAGCCACGUGAAGAGAACCCCUCUCCAAUCCCACAAACACCAGCUGUCAGCACCCAAGACGUUCAGGUUACCCAGAGACUGAGCGAACCGAUCCGUCCUCCCCCACCACCACCUUCUCCGUCUCCUCCUCCUCUUCCACGCUAUUUCAUCCAGUCCAGAAACGGCUACCAGCGAGCCAGGUAUCUCUUCUCAAAAUCCAGGUACUCGCCAGAAUUUGUAAGCUCAUAGGGUGUCGAGGGUCAACCAGCUGCCUCUGUAAAGAACCUUCAAAGGGCCAAAUGGUAACCAACAUGGAUAUUAAUGUGUCCCAAGCUGCAGCAUGAUGUGCCCUCUGAAGAAACAAAAUAAAAAAACUUUUGAAAUAAA